This is a messenger RNA of Capsella rubella, 1056 nucleotides long. RefSeq lists its product as uncharacterized. The coding region runs from base 186 to 659 and encodes 157 amino acids. The record is from RefSeq and is a predicted model, not a curated record. The transcript has a single exon. NCBI's taxonomy places the organism in Eukaryota, Viridiplantae, Streptophyta, Magnoliopsida, Brassicales, Brassicaceae.
AAAUUGUUCUUACACUUUUUUAUCAUCACUACUUUGUUCACCUAUCAACAUCCGUGACAAAACGGUGUCGUCUCGUCGUUCGAACUUAAAUCACAUCACAUUAAAAAACGAGCUAACUCACUAAUUUAACAACAAGUCAAGAACCAAAAAUCAAGAAAAUUCUCUUUUCUCUCUCUCUCUCACACAUGGCUCUUCUCUCAAACCGCGUUAGAUCAUCGUCUUCCUCGAUCUUCACCUUCACAGUAGUAACACUCCUCUUGACCUUCGCCGGAAACUCACUCGCCGGAGAGCUACGGCCUUCAGACCAUGGACUUCAGUAUCAAUUCAGCUCACCACCGACAGAAUCCAACUCGCCUCCGGGUAAAAUGAACUCCUUCUUCGGAGAUCCGCAUUCUUCUCCUCCUCCUUCUCGCUCUCAGCAGCUCCUCCCUAAAGCCACGGCGGCAGACGGAGGAGGAGGAGGAGACGACGAUUCUUGGUGGAGAGACGGAGCCGGGGACAGACGCGAUCACGUGAUGAGGCACGUGUUUCUUGCGGCGAGUAUAAUAUGUGGUGUCUCAGGCGUUGCGCUUCUUGUUGUUUUCACUUUGAUUUACUUCUUUAGGUAUCGUAAACAUAUUAAUCAUUCUGACGACUCACCUAGUUACGAUUCUAAGUAACACUUACAAAUUCAAUUUUUCUUUGAUUAAUUAGUAACUUUUAAUAUGUGAUCUUUACUUUUUGUGUAAAUUUAAUUUGGACGACUUUUUGAAGUUGCGUUAGCUAGAGGCUUUAUUAUAAAGAGCACUGUUACACCCACAUAUUAUUAUUAUUAUUAUUCUCUCCUUAUUAUUAUUGUUUGGCAAAAAAGGACAAAGUAUUAUAUAUUUUGUGGUUAUCAGGGACACUUGUGAGGCUUCGACUUGUGUCUGCUUAAAUGAUUAAGGAAGACGAAGCAGGUUUAUAACUUUAUAGUAUACUAUUGUUUUGUUCACUUUAAAUAACUUUGUAGAGAUGGAAGCUUCGUGUCGAAAAAAUUAAACAUUAUAAUUGAUGGAAAGUUCUUGUAUUACGUAA